AUGGUGAUCGUGAUAAUGUGUCGAGUGAUGACGUAUCGGGACAGCACCAGCACGAAAAAACAGAAAAGGUAGUGUUAUGUGACCAGCACAAUGUGAAAUGGUUGAUGGAGCUGUACACGGUCACCGACUCAACCGAUCGGCGAGUCUUUCUCGCGCGGACCUUGUCCUUGUUGUUCAACAACACGACAGACGGUGGGAAAAACAGAAGCAUUCGACUCAUGAUCAGACGUACUGUAUACAGUACAGUAGCCUCUCAAAAUUCAUGUAUGAUGUCGCAGCAGCGGCUUUAACUUCGUUAAUCUAUUUGGCCAAAAGGUCGUCUGGUAGGUAAGCUGCCUGUAGAGAGCAUAACAUGUCUCCAGGAAAAUCUUUUGCUGCUAUCGACAUUGUAAUUGCAGCUCUCCCGUUCCAGCAACCCAUUGUCGACAAAACGACAAGUUUUGCUGCAACCUACCAGCCAUGAAGCAACUAUUUGGAACGUAAUUUACUUUUGCGCAAGAAAUUAUUUACUGGAACCUUUCGACUGCUUGAUGCAUUUGUCAAGAAAAAGAAAAAUAUCAGUCCGCACAGACAGUAUAGACACAGACAAGAGUGACCAUUUCGACGGCAUUUAGUCCGAUCAAAUGCUGUUGUCGCUACCUUGCAACGAAUGACUCAGCCUCUCGCGUGCUUGCAGGGCUACUCUGGGCUAGCUGCUGCUGUGACUUCGCCUCCAAAGCAGUAGAUACUCACUAAAGCGUAAAAAAGUUGAGAGCGUGAUAUAAGUUAGUCCUGCGGAACUUCCUGUGAUGUUUGACUUCAGAAUUAUACCGUGCUGGUGGUCAGCUCACUGUGUUUUCACAAAAGGCAUUACCACGUAUCGUAUCGCAUUAAAUGACUGACAUUGAGCUACUGGGGACUAUAAAAUGUUAGUAAGAGCAAUCGCCUUCGAAACUCACACAUAAUCAAAUAAAUAGCUCUUCAC
Molecule: messenger RNA, 964 nt
Organism: Plasmopara halstedii
Lineage: Eukaryota; Oomycota; Peronosporomycetes; Peronosporales; Peronosporaceae
Exons: 1
Coding region: 98-331 (77 amino acids)
Source: RefSeq, a predicted model, not a curated record